AUGUCCAGCCCUUAUGUCAACUACGUUAUUAUCAUUGGUUGUAUGGUGAUGUAUUCUGAGGUGUACCUUGGUACGAUGGAAUACAUGCAUGUAGGCAACCGAAGCAGAAGCGAAGACUUCAUGUGCAUGAGCCGGUCUAUUUCAAUAACUAUAGGUUUUACACUUUUGUUUGGUUCAAUGUUUGCGAAGACUUAUCGAGUGCAUUACCUUUUCCGAGAACAUAAAAUCAGGAAAAAGUUCAUAAAGGAUCGACACUUACUUGCAAUGGUCUUUGUGCUCAUUUUGAUAGACCUGGCUAUACUUGUUCCAUGGUCUACCUUAUUCCCAUUCCGCCAGCAACAGAUUGUAAAGUUGACCAAGGAUUCGGCAGACAAGAACUUGAUCUAUUCAGAGAUUUUUCCCUACUGUUAUAACGAAAAGCAAAUGUAUUGGUUGGUCACUUUAUACGUAUAUAAAGGUCUUCUAUUGGCAUUUGGUACAUUCCUUGCCUGGGAGACAAGACACGUGACAAUACCGGAACUGAAUGAUUCAAAGUACAUAGGUGCUUGUAUAUACAACGUUGUUGUUGUCUGCGUCUUUGGAGUUCCUCUUGCUCACGUUUUACCAAUCGAGCAGACGACAUUGAAUUUUGUCCUGGAAUCGUUCCUGCUCAUAUUUUGUACCACGAUAUGUGCCUGCAUUAUAUUCGUACCUAAGAUAAAAGCAAGGAACAAGGUUCAAGGACGAAUGCUACAAUCUGACAUGACGAAAAGCGCGUGUUCUGGGACAUCGGGCAGCCGGGUGAAUUCCGUUAAGACAGUAUCAGGACAAAGCUCGGGACAGAUAUAUGAAGUGUCAUCUAAAACAUCGACAGAAGACAUGACAAUGGAGAUCAAAGAACUGAAGAACCAGAUAACAAUGGAUGCUAUUGCUAUGGCAAAAUUAAAGAAGUCGAUUUUAGCGGCGACCGGAAAUUUACACUUCUACAAAUCUGGCAACGAGUAUGUCGUGUUUCAAAGCGGCAGUUCCAUGAAGGGAGAUUACACGGAUCCUGUUUCAGAUUUAAAUUUACAGUCAGUUUGUUGA
Molecule: messenger RNA, 1065 nt
Organism: Mya arenaria
Lineage: Eukaryota; Metazoa; Mollusca; Bivalvia; Myida; Myidae
Product: gamma-aminobutyric acid type B receptor subunit 2-like
Exons: 7
Coding region: 1-1065 (354 amino acids)
Biological process (GO): gamma-aminobutyric acid signaling pathway; G protein-coupled receptor signaling pathway
Cellular component (GO): G protein-coupled receptor heterodimeric complex; membrane
Molecular function (GO): G protein-coupled GABA receptor activity
Source: RefSeq, a predicted model, not a curated record